CGAGGAGGUGAGGCUUAGGGUUGGGGUGGUCUUAGUUGGGGCGUGUACUUUAUCGCCCCCAGGGCUUUGGAGCUAUUUUGAAAGUGACCCUCAUUCGGGCAGCCCACUCUUGCAGCUGUCAGGAACCAUGACUGAAGAUGACGGAAUCAGUUGUCGUGGAGGGAUACGCCAGACUCCGAGAUGGGAAAAAGUGGAAAACUAGGUGGCUCGUCUUUCGCAAGCCGUCGCCUGUAGCAGAUUGCCUGGUCUUGCUGGUUUUCAAAGACAAGUCUGACAAAGCCGAGGGCAACAAGGAGCGUGCCGCCAUAACCCUGGAGGACAUCUGCGGCCUGGAAACAGGACAGUGCUAUGAGGACGUGGCCUUCACGCUGGCUAUUCUCUGCCUCAACCAGGCGGUGCUGCUGGGCUUCGACAGCAAGGACGCCCUGCAGGCGUGGGAGGUGCGUCUGCGUUACAGCCUGGGAGAAGUUCACAUGUUCAACGUCGGAGUCCUUGCGGGGACCAAGUUAGAAAGCGGACCAGCAACCCUUCACCUCUGCAACAACUUGCUGGCCCUCGUUCGAGAUGUCCCCCCUGUCGUCUUCGGCCACUGGAACCUUCCAGAUCUACGCAGAUACGGACCCGUACCCAAUGGAUUUGUCUUUGAGGGAGGAACACGCUGUGGUUACUGGUCUGGCGUUUUCCUGCUUUCGUCAUCCGAGAGCGAGCAGAUCAGCUUCCUGUUUGACUGCAUCGUCCGAGGAAUCUCCCCUACCAGGGGCCCGUUUGGGCUGAGGCCAGUUCUGCCAGAUCCCGGCACCAGUCAGGCCAACUCUGAGGAAAGGUUGAACCAUGAGACACAGGAACUGGAAAAGCGGCUUAGCAUGCUCUCGAAUCGGAACAGCACGGUGUACUCCGCGGUGAGCGGUGACGACCGCAGCAUAUCGGGUUCAUCUGACGCCUCGGACAACAGCCAAUCAGAUUGCAGCAUUUCAAGCCGUUUGGCCAUUUGGACCGAACCGCCAACCGCCAAUCUAUCGGACAACCACCCGACUAAAGGGAAUGGAGAGAAACUGUCCGCCAACCAGGGCGGUGGCCACAAUCUGGGCGUCAAAGCCCCAAGACAGCUGCAGGAAAUCGGUCGCCAGAGCUCCUCUGAUAGCGGUAUCGCAACUGCAAGCCAUUCCUCGUAUUCUGGAAGUUUCUCCUCAUACACUGGAAGUCUGGACAUUAGUGAGGACUUUGGUUCAGUUUUUAGCCUGCCGCCACGUUUGGCUCAAGACCUGAGUCCUUGUUGUUGCCCUAAAGGUCGAGAACUCCAGUACAAGGUACCAACAUCCCUCAGGUACCUGUACGACACCCCAAGGAAUCUGCUCCAGGGGGAAGGUGGGCAGACGGUGGACACUGAUCACCAAAGUCCAUUGACAGAAUCGUUAAAGGGGUCAAGCUCAAAAAUACCACCAGUCUGCUCACAUGGGUCUUCAGGGGAGAAUUGCAGGAGGGAGGCAUCCAUUGGAGAUGGCACAGAAUCCUGUAGCAUGUGCAGCUCUCUUACGUCCAAAACCGUAGUGACCAUCUGUGCAACAUGCGGUGGAUUUCAGGGGACGCCGCCCCCCAUCAUCAACUCUGCAAGUGGGGCAGCAUUACCUGCUUUACCAGCAGAUCGAAUUGUUGACAAAUUAUCACCGCGCAGUUCCGAUGGGAAGCCAAGUAAGGGAUCACCACCGCCUCCCAAAAAGGGGCGAGAUAAACUAGCUAGCCUCUUCGCCCAACUCCUGCGCUACCCCAAGGAAUGGAAACCCACCCGAUGGAGUCUCUAUGAAGUCAUGACCCCUGCGCCAUUACACCCCAAAACCACACCAUCUGGCAAACGUGCAUCCACAAACAUUUACGAAAACUGCUCAAAGUGUCUGGGGGCAUGCUGCCACCCACUCCCGAGGGGCCCGCCUCCGGUAUUAAGGCGCAGGAGUAAAAUUUUUGGCGAAGUGCAAAGUUUUCUAACAGGGCUGCAACUGAAGGAAAGUCCAGAAGAUGAUGAUGAUGCUAAAAAGGUGCCCCAGAUUGCAGGCGGCAGUCAAGAUCCAGAUGAAGACAUGAAUGGUCAGACAUUGAACAGUGAAGACAAAAGGCAUCAUCUCAGAGAGGAGCGGCAGAGAGCUGACCUCGCUUACGAAAUCAUGGAGAGAAACUCUGAGGCCGACGAAAAAAAUAAGCACAAGCUGAUGGUCAACUGCGGUCAAAGGUUGCUACAAGAAUCGGAGGGAACAACGACAGCGUUCUCACCGGAGGCGCCACUGGCCGAAAGGCCUCGCGGUGACUCUGUGACGUACGUUAAUAUUCCAGUGAGUCCGACAUCCAAGAAGCAGCUCAACUACAUGGAGCUGGAGCUGCAAGAACACAGCACCCGAAGGUCCGCACCGAAAAAGAGUGCCACCAAAUACGCCCACAUUGACAUCGCUGCCACGGAGACGGCCCACAAGGUGGGUGCCCAGCAUGCCUUGGGGCGCCAGGAGGGUCUCCACACCCUGGAACUGAGAAGGAAGGGGACGCCGCAUUGACCUUGUGUAUUAUAUCAUUUAUGUUUUUACUCUGCAUUGGGAGUGACUUUUUACUAACUAUCAUUAUUAUUAUUUAAUAUAUUUUAAAAAUGUAAACACUUUUGAUAUGUGUAAAUAUAUUCUCCUGUGAUGUUGAUGACAAAUUAUAUGAAAGGACCAUGUACAGUGUACCAUAUGUAGGAGGAAAAAUACAUGGCGACUAUUUGUUCUACUGUAAAUUAUUCCUCUAUUAUUUGUAAUGACAGUAGCGACUUAUGCUAAUCUACAACAUAUAUUAAAGAAACAGUUGAUUCUCCCC
Messenger RNA from Doryrhamphus excisus (bluestripe pipefish), 2835 nucleotides. RefSeq names its product protein Dok-7-like. Lineage: Eukaryota; Metazoa; Chordata; Actinopteri; Syngnathiformes; Syngnathidae. Gene Ontology annotation, biological process: neuromuscular junction development; positive regulation of protein tyrosine kinase activity. The record is from RefSeq and is a predicted model, not a curated record. Gene Ontology annotation, molecular function: protein kinase binding.